UUCGCUCGAGAGCUUGUUUUGUCCUGCUGGCCCUGGAACCUGGUCUGGCAGAAAGCGAACCACCAAUUUGUGCUUUGUUAUUGCCCAAGAGCUGUGUUUCAGCUCGGCAAGUGUGAGGCGCGUCGUCCCGUGAGUGGAGAGCGAUGUUCGUGGCUGUGUGACGGUGUGUGUGUGUGUGUGUGUGUGCGUGUGUCUGUAACAGUGGUUGAAGUGGAAUGCUAAGGACGAAGGAAAAUAAAUAAAUCUUCUCGUCAGUAAGUCGAGACGAAGUGGUCCGAGCACACGGGCGUGAGACGGAAGAAGAAGGAAAAAAACACGGUGCAAACUUGAAUUAUGUUUGUGUGCUUCGGUGCGGGGCGCUGAUGGUGCGCGGGUGGAAAAAUAAUAAUUUGAUAACAGCGAGCAGCAGCGGUAGGGCUGAUGUUGAUUUUCGGUCCGGUUGGUGCAGGAAGGGAGUGAAAAGGGGGAAGAAAGUUUUGCACGCGAAUGAAACAAUCAUCAAGUUAGGCUACAUAGAGCGACGAGUACGUGUGUGUGUGUGUGUGUGUGUGUGUGUGAGUGUGUACGUGAAAGUGGAAAGAAGCGCGUUUGGUGCUGCCAAGGAUUUGAUUAAAGUUGACAUUUCACAGCAACCCAUCGCCCUGCACUAAACACAAAUGCUUACAUCCGCGGUGAGCUGGUCCAUCGUUUAUUAGUGUGCGUUUUGCUGCUUUUCGGACUAUUCAUCAGGGAACAGCAAGGAAGUGACCAACCUAAAGUGCAAUGGCAAGCAGAUAGUUUGGUUAACCAGGGUUUGUGUGUGUUGUGUAAAAGGGGAUUAGAACCGAUAACCGCAGAGCGCUGUCGCUCAAUCUAGUGUGCCAUAUCCAUUCUCCUACCCUGCCUCCGUAGUGCCAGCCCGGGAUGCUUUAACGAUGAGCAUAGCCGCGAUGCACGAAAAGGACGGUCACGAUCACUACCGUUACGACACGUACGCGCCGCUGAUGAAGUCCGCCACGCUGAAGGGCGUCAAGGCGGUCCACUGUACCAGCGAGACGGCCACCGUGCUCAAGGGCGGAACGCACACGACGAUGACCAAGCACAGCACCACGAUCCACAGCAAGGACGGGACGGCGAAGGCGCGCUGCUGCACCUGCUGUGCCGGCCGGGGCAGCUCCACCUUCUGGGCCGCCCUGCUGACCAACAUCGGCGUCUGCACGUUGCUGCUCGCGUACACCUUGCUGGGUUCGUUCAUCUUCCUGGCCAUCGAAGGAGGCGCCUCACAGAUGCAGCAGCGCACGCUCGCAUCGACCAACCGGCACCAGAAGCAGCUGCCAGUGAACAACAAUAACAACAACAAUCAUCAUGGACGGCACGAUACGGCCAACCUGACCUUUCCGCAGCUGAUACUGCUGGAAGCGGUCGAGGCGCGCCAGAAGACGGUGGAAAACAUCUGGGACAUUACCGUGUCGCUGAACAUUCUGUAUCGGGAAAACUGGACACGGUUGGCAUCGAUGGAGAUAGCACGGUUCCAGGAGCAGUUUGUCAACCGGCUGCUGGAGGAGAUGACACAGAUCAACAACAUGCAGCACGCGGGCGCUCCCGGCACCGCUGGCCAUGAGCUGGCGGGCCACGGGCCGGACAACAACUGGACCUUUGCCCGUGCCUUCCUGUACUCGCUUACCAUUUUGACGACGAUCGGGUAUGGAAGCGUGGCACCACGGACCGUGCUCGGACGGAUGAUAACACUCGCGUACGCCGUGCUGGGGAUACCGCUGACCCUGGUGUACCUUUCCAGCACUGGCGGGAUGCUGGCGAAAGUUGCCCGUGGAGUGUUUUCCAGAGUUCUUUGCUGCUGUCUGUGCUCCAACUGUGGCUACUGCUGCUACGACGAGAAGCGCAUGGAGGAGAAGGAAAAGCGCAUGAAGCGGAAGCGCCAGCAGAUGGAGCUGCAGCAACAGCAGCAGCAGCAUCUCGCCCUGUCCGGCCAGGAACCGUACUACGUGCGGUCGGGCUCGCUGCAGAACAGUGUCAGCUCGCCCGAGAAGCAGCUGACCAUGCUGGGAACGGCGGCGGCGGCGGCGGCAGUGACGUCCGCUACCACCCCGGACCACGACUCGACCGCUGGCAGCAGCGACAGUGAGUCGCGCGCCUCGAUGCACGGGCUCAGCAUACUGGCCCCGAUACUGCUGUGCGUGGCCAUGAUGUCCAUCUACAUUGUGGUCGGUGCGCUCACGCUGUUCCGGCUGGAAUCGUUACCGCUGUCCGACGGGGUGUACUUUUGCUUUAUGGCCCUGUCGACGAUCGGGUUCGGGACGCUGGCCCCCGGCACACGCCGAGAGUCGACCGCGACCACCUGGUUCUGCUCGGGCUACAUCAUGGCCGGGAUGGCACUGACGGCAAUGUGCUUUAACGUGCUGCACGACGAGAUACUGCACCGGUUGCGGCACAUGGUCGAGAUGCAGAAGGAGAUCAAGAGCCACAACGAGCAUCGCCGGUUUCUCGCCUCCUGACGGUACGAGAAGAACACGAACCUGUACCAGCGGAAUCCCACCGAGGAAACCUUGAUCACCGGAACACCGACGUCCGUCAUCUUCGCCCAAGAGCCAGACUUGGGCCAGUUGCAUCUGCAGCACGAUUGUCACUCGGUGCAUCAUACGGUCG
Molecule: messenger RNA, 2643 nt
Organism: Anopheles merus
Lineage: Eukaryota; Metazoa; Arthropoda; Insecta; Diptera; Culicidae
Product: TWiK family of potassium channels protein 7-like
Exons: 7
Coding region: 915-2492 (525 amino acids)
Biological process (GO): stabilization of membrane potential; potassium ion transmembrane transport
Cellular component (GO): membrane
Molecular function (GO): potassium ion leak channel activity
Source: RefSeq, a predicted model, not a curated record